Tripterygium wilfordii is the source of this 1542-nucleotide messenger RNA. Its product is annotated as protein phosphatase 2C 37-like. Gene Ontology annotation, biological process: protein dephosphorylation. The transcript has 4 exons. NCBI's taxonomy places the organism in Eukaryota, Viridiplantae, Streptophyta, Magnoliopsida, Celastrales, Celastraceae. Gene Ontology annotation, cellular component: cytosol; nucleus. Gene Ontology annotation, molecular function: cation binding; protein serine/threonine phosphatase activity. The record is from RefSeq and is a predicted model, not a curated record. Bases 83 to 1327 code for a protein of 414 amino acids.
CCCGUCGAGUUUUCGUCUCUCCAAGCUCUAGCGAGUAUUGAGUGUAGUUUAAUUUUUGUUGUUUGGAUUGAUUGAUUCGUUGAUGGCAGAGAUUUGUUGUGGAUUUGUUGGGGAGACGGAGUCUACUGCUGCGGUGGAGGCGACGUCGAAGAAGCACCGGAGGCUGGAACUCCUGCCGUUUAAGUUUGUUGCGGAUGUGGCGGUGCCGCUGCUAGAGACUGGUAGGAAAAAACGGAAGCUCGAUCUGUACUCUCCGUCUUCGUCGAUGCCGCGUGAUUGCAGUAACGCGGUGGAGAAUUCCAAUUGUUCAAAGGAAUUCGAUGAUGAAUUAGAGAGGAAUAAAGUUUUGAGUCUGAGUGGAGAUUCGAGCGAUGUCGAGGCGAAGGAUGAGGUUGCGCAGGAGUGCCCUAAGUUCGGCGUGACCUCUGUUUGUGGUAGACGGAGAGACAUGGAGGACGCAGUCUCAGUCCAUCCUUCAUUUAGGGAAGGUACCGGGACUUCACCGGGAUUCCACUUCUUUGGCGUUUUCGACGGCCACGGUGGCUCUAUUGUGGCGAUGAAGUGUAAGGAUCGGUUACAUCAGAUAGUGAAGGAAGAAUUGGACGCCUGUGGUGGUGAGCCAGUGGAGUGGAAGCACGCCAUGGAGCGAAGCUUUGCGUCUAUGGACGCUGAAGUGCAGCAGGGAUCCGUCAACGAUCCAAAGAAAUCCAACGGCCGGUGUGACCUUCAAACUCCAAAGUGCGAUGCUGUUGGAUCCACGGCCGUGGUGGCCGUUGUUACUCCGGACAAGAUCGUUGUCUCAAACUGUGGCGAUUCCAGAGCCGUGCUCUGCCGCAACGGUGUCGCGACGCCUCUCUCGUCGGACCACAAGCCUGAUAGACCAGACGAAUUGGCUCGAAUCGAAGCCGCCGGUGGCCGUGUAAUCUACUGGGACGGCGCCAGAGUCCUCGGAGUCCUUGCUAUGUCCAGGGCAAUUGGUGAUAAUUAUCUGAAACCGUACGUGAUACCAGAUCCGGAGGUGACCGUAACGGAGCGAACAGCGGAGGACGAGUGUCUGAUCCUUGCGAGUGAUGGUCUGUGGGACGUUGUCUCAAACGACACCGCGUGCGGAGUUGCGCGCAUGUGCCUUCGAUCACAAAAGCCUCCAUCUCCGCCUUGCUCCCCAGGCAGUGAUUCAGCCGUGGGAAGCAGCUCCGCCGGGAGCUCCGAUAAAGCCUGCUCCGAUGCGGCUAUCCUGCUGACGAAGCUGGCGUUGGCUAGGCAUAGCACGGACAACGUGAGCGUAGUCGUAAUUGAUUUGAGAAAACGUGGGGGUUCAUCUCCAUAAUAUGAACAAGUUUUUAAUAAGGAUUUUCAUUCCAUUGAAUUGCACAUCACAGAGGAGGAAAAUUCUCUCUGUAAAAUGCCUUUUUUUCCCUUGUUUUUUAAUUUCAGUUUUUAUGAAUGGAUUGGAUGUUAACAAAGCUGCAAAACAAUGGCAGCUGUAUGGAUAUAGAAAUAUAUGGUUAAACCGAGGAACUUUUUAGUUCUCUGUUAAAUUCA